AUGAAUAUACAAGUGUCUGAACCGGCUGCUGGGUUUCCGGUCGAGAAUCCGACAGAGUCCUACUGGCAAACCCCGCCUCUCCCUAUCUCAGACCACCGCACCACUCCCCACCUGCCCCCUACGGCAGAAUACUGCAUUGUCGGCUCCGGCAUCACCGGCGCCAGCAUCGCGUACAAACUCUUGAAUGCUAACCCCUCGGCUCAGAUCCUCAUGCUUGAAGGGCGCACCGCCUGCUCCGGUGCCACUGGACGGAACGGCGGGCACUGCCGGGCGGGACGGUACCUGUCAUUCGCCGACAAUUUGGCGAAAUGGGGCGCAGAAGAAGCAUGGAAGCUAGAGGCUCUGGAGAGGGCAACCGUGCGGAAUGUGGUCCAGCUAGCGCGGGACUUGGAUAUACCGUGCGACCUCGUGGCGUCCGAGACGGCGGAUGUGUUUAUGGAUCCCGUUCAAUGGGAGGCUGCUUUGGCAAAUAUGAAGGCGCGCGAAGACGCCUUGGCAGAGCUCACUUCGGCCUCGAUGCCAGAGGAAAGUGCACACGACGACUCCAUACGGCACGAGUACAAGAUCUGGUACGCGGAGGAGGCACGCGAGAAACUCCUGUUCCCCAAGGCUCUCGGUGCGAUUGCGUUCCAGUCGUAUACGCUUAGCCCUUAUAAACUCGUAUGCUCGUUGCUGGAGCACGCGGUGCAGCGGGGCAUGAAUCUGCAGACCAACACAAUGGUGACGUCUAUCGACUGUUUGCCAGCCUCCGCACCUGCCUCGCAGCGACGGUGGACAAUUUGCACGGCGCGUGGCAAUAUUCAGGCGAACAAUGUAAUCCUGGCGACGAACGCUUACACAGGAGCACUCUAUUCGCCCCUGGCAUCGUUCAUCAUUCCAACCCGAGGUCAAAUUGCUGUUGUACGCCCUGGGAGUAAUAUAUCUGGCUCACCGGUGCUGAGCCGGAGUUGCGGGCUUGCAGAUGUCGUCGCAAGCCCAUAUUACCAUUCUCGAGCACCAGGACUGAGCGGUGAGGGCGAUAUUGUUAUGGGAGGCGGCCGCACCGUCGCACCUGGCCGUGAGCAGCCCGUCUUCGACGACUCGACCAUCCACCCUCUCGUCUCGAAAUACUUAACUACCCAGCUGGCAAUCUAUUUCGGAGCUGAUACAUGGGGCAGCAACCCAGUCGAUCCCGUUGUGCAAGAAUGGACGGGUAUCAUGGGCUAUACGCGCGAUACAGAGCCGAUUGUUGGCCAAGCGCCGAGAAGAGAAGGAUUGUGGAUUUGUGCCGGAUUUCAUGGACAUGGCAUGGCGCUGGCAUUUCAAUGUGCGGAAGCUACGGUGCAGAUGCUGAUGGGGCAAAGUGAUGAUGUUGAGAAGUGGUUGCCUCAGUCAUAUAAGCUGGGACGGGUGCCGGGAACGGGGUUUGAGUAG
Molecule: messenger RNA, 1413 nt
Organism: Penicillium cinerascens
Lineage: Eukaryota; Fungi; Ascomycota; Eurotiomycetes; Eurotiales; Aspergillaceae
Product: NAD(P)/FAD-dependent oxidoreductase
Exons: 3
Coding region: 1-1413 (470 amino acids)
Cellular component (GO): cytoplasm
Molecular function (GO): oxidoreductase activity
Source: RefSeq, a predicted model, not a curated record